Blastomyces gilchristii SLH14081 is the source of this 2914-nucleotide messenger RNA. Its product is annotated as sorting nexin-41. The coding region runs from base 510 to 2429 and encodes 639 amino acids. The record is from RefSeq and is a predicted model, not a curated record. Gene Ontology annotation, molecular function: phosphatidylinositol binding. Gene Ontology annotation, biological process: retrograde transport, endosome to Golgi. Lineage: Eukaryota; Fungi; Ascomycota; Eurotiomycetes; Onygenales; Ajellomycetaceae. The transcript has 6 exons.
UUAGUUGAGAGUUUCUUUCUUAUUUAUUGUGCAGCCUGGGGAGCACAUAUUGCAGUGGAACAUCCAUUGCUCCGUCUCUAUCUUUAAAUCGAGAUAAACAGAAAGAGGGUCGAGAAGUUCAAAAAUGGUUGCUAUGCAAAAGGUAAACGUUGUUUCUUUAUAUACUAAAUAUCCAACUGGUAACUUAUUUAUCUUUUGAUUCGGUGUUGGUGUUGGAUUAUUUAGUGACGUUGUUGCAGCCAAGGAAGAGAGUCCUUGCGCCUCACUCAAGCUGCAACGUCCGAACCAACCAACAGGUUAUUUAGCCGCCAGCUGACUGAGAAUCACUACAUACAUUCAUACCUACAUCGCGCCUCCAGUCUCGUACCACGUCUAACACACUCUAUUUAACAUUGUGGUCGAUAUCCUAUUCCGUCUUUUUCCCGAUUGCAAUUCUUCCGUUCAUGCUUCCGGUCUCCCAGCGCCGUCGGCCGAGCCUCUAGAGAUAUAUUUGAGCCUGCUGCGGCAAGAUGUGGAACGACGAGGACAACAACCCCUAUGGGUCCUUUGAUCGCCAUCUUGAUGCCGCAACUGAUCCUUUCCGUGAAGGCGCUGCGUCCCCCGCCUUCGAAGCUCCCUCCACCCCGCAAUCCACGGCCUCGACCCUAGACCCCCCCCUUCCAGACUAUGUAUCCCGAUUAGACAGUCCAAUCAGCCAUGAUGUGGGCCAAGACGAGACGGAGGACUAUGAGCAUGCCGAAGACAAUCAAAACUGUCCGCGAAAGAAGGGGGUCUACCAAAGCCGAAUAGAGCAGAUCCUCUACGAGCAUCCGGAGCUUCCAAUCCUCAUCACUCAUGCGGGCAAGAACCAUGAGAGUGGAGGCAGCUUCAUUGUUUAUACAAUACGAACGGGGGAUCUGGAAGUUCGACGGCGAUACUCUGAAUUUAGCUCUUUGCGCGCUACUCUCAUUAGCCUUCAUCCUACCCUCAUCAUCCCUCCCAUACCUGAGAAGCAUACAAUGGCCGAUUAUGCGGCGAAACCUACUAAGGCUAAAGAAGAUAGCUCUAUUAUCGACUUGCGAAAACGUAUGCUAGCCGUCUUUUUGAAUAGAUGCCGGCGGAUGAAGGAGAUCCGAGAGGACGGAGUGUGGUGGAGGUUUCUAGACCCGAAUGCAAGCUGGAACGAAGUACUUCAUUCACAUCCUGUCUCCUCCAUUCCCAAAAACAGCCUGAAAGCCCCUCCGCUCGACCCCGCAAAUCCGAAACCCGCCCAUGCCUGGCUUCCAGUUCCUUCAUCAUCCGCGAAGCUGAAGUCGUCUUCAACCACCUCUCCAUCUCCUUCAGACCAUGCAUCAUCAGCGCCGGGAAAUGCCCCUUUCCUUAGCCGUUUCCCGCCAACAUCUCGCAAUCUAAGUGAACAAGAGCUCGACCCAUACUUUGUAAACUUCGAGGCAUCAACCCGUGAGCUCGAACUACUAUUGCAAGGAAAUAUCGAAAAAGUAAACAGGCGAACACUGACGCAUCUAUCAUCGCUUGCCGCGGAUCUGAUGGAGCUUGGCGCCCGGUACAAUGGAUUUUCGCUCUCUGAACCUUCCGUCACAGUUGCCGCAGCGAUAGAGCGAAUUGGACAGGCAGCUGAUACUUCAUAUAUUGAGACUGAGGAGCUCUCUUCGACGCUAGGUGCAACAUUCGCAGAACCAAUGAGGGAGAGCGCGCAAUUUGCUGGCGUCGUCCGGAAUGUUCUCCGCUACCGCGUCCUCAAGCGCAUCCAGCAGGAGAUAACUCGGGACGAGCUCAGCAAGAAAAAGGCAUUACUAGACUCCUUGGAACGGAGCGAGCUAGAAGCCAAAAGGAUUGAGCAGUAUCUGAACCGCACAGGCAGCAACGCCAGAUCCCCAAAGCCAAGAAGGACAUUGUCAGAUUCAUCUGCACCCAGUAUACCGGAGACGGGAACAGCAGAAGCAACGAGGUCGAAUGCCGAAGAUACCGCGUCGAUAGACUCCGAUUUCCCACCAGGGAGUGGUGAUUCUCCGCAGCCAUCUGCAUCUCAGGGUCUGCCUCAGCGGACACUCGAGCAACCCCCAUCACCUUCACCAGGUCACCGUAAGAGCCCCAGUGGUAACUUCGUGACGAAUAAGAUAUUCGGGCGAAUUAGCCAUGCGGUUCAUGGAUUUGUCGAUGUUGAUCCUGAGAGAACCCGGCGAGACCAGAUCGGGAAAACAAAAGAGAGCUUGUUGCAGUUGGAGCAAGCUCUUGAAGUAUCCGAGAAAGAUGUCAAGGAUGCCAGUGCUGGCGUCCUGCAAGAUCUCAAACGGUUCCAGAAAGAAAAAGAAGAUGAUCUACGACGGUAUAUGGUAUCCUACGCCCGCUGCCAUCUGGACUGGGCGCGGAAGAACCUCGAGACAUGGACCGAGGCCAAGGAAGAAGUGGACAAGAUUGUUAUCCACUGAGUUACGUAGCUUGUCGAAUUGCAGUUACCUUCUAUCACAGUUGAUCAUCCCGCCCGCCCCCCGUUUUUAAAGCAAUACGUGCAUGCCAUGGUUAUUUAACACAGGGCUAUAGUUUAAUUUCGCUGUUGCCAUUUUUAAUUUCCAUUCUAAGGAGAACAACGUCUAUUAUUAUUAUUUUCCCAUGAACCUAAAAUAUAUCUAAUUUUCAUAUGAACGCUGUCGUAAUUUUUUUCCAUGUCGUGUUUUUGCUUCCUUUGCGCAUCAUCUAGUAUUCAAUUUAUUUUAUAUUUGUGAACGGGACUAGGUAACUUUAUUAUCCCUUCCUUCUUUCAGUGGCAUCUACAACCAUGUCAUGGUUCUUGUCUUCUAAUCAACAAUACAUAGAGAGUAACCUAACAAGCAGGUAGAACAUAGAACAGGGAGUAGACUCUGUAUAGAGAUAUAUAUAAGAGAGAUUAAACAAAAGCAAUAAAACUAUAUAUUAU